AUGAAGUAUUUUGACAUAACAUUGCUUGUAGCUCUUGCAGCUCUUAAUAAUGCUGCACCCUCGCAAAAGUUUAAUGAUACAAUGAAUUCUGAUAAAGAUUAUUUAAUCUUUGGAACCUCUGAUCAAUAUUCAAUAAGUCCUCCAUUUUAUCCAUCUCCAUUAGGAGGUAGAAUUGAAAAUGUUUGGCAAGACGCAUAUAAUGAAGCGAAGGCUAUUGUUGAAACACUUGAUGUUGCUGAAAAAGUGAAUAUUACUACUGGUAUCGGUAUGUCUUGGAGCCGUUGUGGUGGAACCACUGGUUCUCUCAAAGGAGAUGGUCUUGAAUUUGCUGAAGGACUCUGCGGAAAUGAUGGUCCAUUAGGUGUGAGAGGUGCCGAUUUUGACACUGCUUACCCAGCUGCUUUAACUGUUGCGUCAUCAUUCAAUAAACAGCUAAUUUAUGAUCGAGCUGAUGCAAUUGGCUACGAAUUCAAAUCAAAAGGUGUUGAUUUUUUCUUGGGACCUGUUAGUGGCCCAAUUGGGUAUAAAGCCCUUGCUGGUAGAGGUUGGGAAGGCUUCGGAGCUGAUCCAUAUUUACAAGGUGAAGCAAUGAAAUAUACUGUCGAGGGAAUUCAAAAAAAUAAUGUCGUUGCGGUUAGUAAGCAUUUUAUUGGAAACGAGCAAGAUACUUAUCGUUUUGAAUUGGAAUUGAAAGAAGAUGGGUCUAAUACUACAGCCGCUAUUUCGUCUAACAUUGAUGACAGAAGCAUGCAUGAAAUCUACCUUUGGCCGUUCGCCGAAGCAGUAAAAGCAGGCACUGGUUCCAUUAUGUGUUCAUAUAACAGAAUUAAUGGUUCUGCCGGCUGCGCAAACUCUUAUACCUUGAACAAUUUAUUAAAAACAGAGUUAGGCUUUCAAGGUUUCGUUAUGAGUGAUUGGUAUGCUACAAAAAGUGGUGUUUCAUCUGCUUUGUCAGGGUUAGAUAUGAAUAUGCCUGGAGAUAACACCAUAGGUGAAGGCUCAUACUUUGGUGGUAACCUUACUCAAGCUAUUUUAAAUGGAACAAUUCCUGAAGAUAGAUUAAAUGAUAUGGCCACAAGAAUAUUGGCUUCAUAUUUCGCUGUUGGCUCCAACCACACCGGCCCAAAUUUCCAUGUUAACAGUAAAAAGACCUAUGAUUAUGAGCAUAUCAAUUCAAAAACUGGAGAAGGCUAUGGAAAUAUAAUAAUGGUUAAUGAGCAUGUGGAUCCAAGAAAUGAAUUCACUGAUAAAGUAGCUUUUCAAAGUGCAGUAGAAGGUAUUGUUUUACUUAAGAAUGAAGAUAAUGCUCUACCAUUAAAAAAUUAUACAAAACUUGCAAUUUUAGGUGAGGCAGGGGGAGUUUCACCUAGUGGAUUUAAUUGCUAUUUUGGUAGUUGUAUAGGGGGUGCACCACCAUCAGGUUAUGGUUCUGGUGCUGGUUCACCAUCAAAAUUUAUUUCACCAGCCGAAGCUCUUGGAGCGAGAUGUAGAAAUGAGAAUAUUCAAUAUGAUUUCGUAAGUUCAAGUUGGGAUUUAAGUGAUUCAAUGGAUAGAGCAGAGCUGGCUGAAGCAUCAAUAAUUUUUGUCGCCUCUAUUGCUGGUGAAGCAGUUGUUAUUGUUGACGGUAAUAAUGGUGAUAGAAAUAAUGCAUCAUUAUGGUACAAUGCAGAUGAAUUGAUUAAAAAUACUACUGCUUAUAACAACAAUACAAUUGUUGUUAUCACUACUCCGGGUUCGGUAAAUAUCGAGUCGUUUGCGGAAAAUAAAAAUGUUACUGCUAUUUUAAUGUCUUCUUACUUAGGUCAAGAAGCUGGCUCAGCAGUUACGAGUGUCUUAUUUGGUGACUAUAACCCAUCUGGUAGGAUACCAUUCACUAUUGCGAAAGACGAUCUGGAAUAUGUUCCAGUUAUAUAUAAUUCUACUGUGGAUGAGCCCCAAGAUGAUUUUACUCGUUCUAUAUUUUUGGAUUAUAGGUAUUACGAUUACUAUAACUUUACUCCAAGGUAUGAGUUUGGCUAUGGUCUUUCCUAUUCUAACUUCACCUUCGGAAAUCUCAAUAUUUCUGAAAUUAAAGUGCCCACGAAGGAAUUACUGUCAGAACCAGUUUACUUGCCCGCUUAUAACUUUAAACAUGAUAAUUUAAACCCAGAAGACUAUAUAUUUCCAGAAGAUUUCAACAAACUAGAAGGUUAUAUUUAUCCAUAUCUUGAAAAUACUGAGGUUAACACUACUAAAGAUUUCACCUAUCCAGAAGGAUAUUCUACUGAGCAGUUAGCGAAGCCACCUAUUGCUGCCGGUAGCUUAGGGGGAAAUAAAGAAUUAUGGGAAGUUGCAUAUCACGUGGACGCUGUAUUAACAAAUAAUGGUCCGUAUGAUGGUGCAUAUGUUGCACAGUUGUACAUAGGAAUUCCAUCUUCAGACAAAUUCCCUAACUCCCCACGCCAGUUAAGAGGGUUUGAUAAACUUUCAUUAGAUGUCUGCGAAAGUAAAAAUGUUGAAUUUGAUAUUACAAGAAAAGACUUAUCAGUUUGGGAUGUAGUAACUCAGUCUUGGAUUGUACAGCGUGGUAGUUAUGCUAUUUAUGUAGGAUCUAGCUCCAGGAAUUUAGAAUUGGUUGACACAAUCAAUGUUCCUUAA
Messenger RNA from Debaryomyces tyrocola, 2637 nucleotides. The record is from the annotation of a GenBank genome assembly. NCBI's taxonomy places the organism in Eukaryota, Fungi, Ascomycota, Pichiomycetes, Serinales, Debaryomycetaceae.